CACUACCCUUCGCCAUACAGCUUGUCGCCUCUCGGGCCAGUAUUGAAGAAAGGCCUCAUGGCACCGGGUCUGAUGGGGUUGCUUUCCGUCGUUACGACUCUUGGUCUUCUGACGUUCAUUGUCUAUCGCUUUUCUACAUGGAGAAGGCAUUACAGGACAUUUGUCGGCUACAAUCAAUACGUUGUUCUGUGUAUGAAUCUCUUGAUUGCCGACUUCAUACAAGCCGCCUCUUUCCUCUUCUCAUUCCACUGGAUCAAGAAAAACGGCAUCUUUGCUCCCUCAUCAGCCUGCUUCGCGCAAGGCUUCCUACUCAACAUUGGCGAUUUGACAUCCGGCUUCUUCGUCAUGGCCAUCGCCUUCCACACUUUCUACACCGCUGUCAAGGGGCGUCGCAUCGGGCACGUUGGUUUCACUAUAUCUGUGGUCUCGGUGUGGUCUUUCGCCUUGGUAUUGAGCAUCAUUGGUCCGAUUCAAUACAAAGACAGAUACUUUGUGCGUGCUGGUGCAUGGUGCUGGGCCGGCGAGCAAUAUCAAACAGAUCGUCUGGCUUUACAUUACCUCUGGAUAUUCAUUGUCCAAUUCGGAACCAUCAUCAUCUACGUCUUUGUUUUAAUCCGACUGAGAGCCGCCGUUGCCGCCGUGGUACCUUCCGUCAGAGUCCAAUCUACCAGUUACGCCAAGGUGGACAGAGCAGCAAAGCUGAUGGUGCUAUAUCCAUUGGCAUACAUCGUCCUGACACUUCCUCUGUCAGCAGGUCGCAUGUGGAGCAUGGCACACCACGAAAAGAACCUCCCCGAUGCCUAUCAAUGCGUGGCAGGCGCUCUCCUGGCCAGCUGCGGUUGGGUCGACACCCUCCUUUACACACUCACCCGCAAGACCCUGAUCAACGGC
Molecule: messenger RNA, 891 nt
Organism: Aureobasidium pullulans EXF-150
Lineage: Eukaryota; Fungi; Ascomycota; Dothideomycetes; Dothideales; Saccotheciaceae
Exons: 1
Biological process (GO): adenylate cyclase-activating G protein-coupled receptor signaling pathway
Cellular component (GO): plasma membrane
Molecular function (GO): G protein-coupled receptor activity
Source: RefSeq, a predicted model, not a curated record